GAAGUAGAGGAGCGUCCGCGGCGCUCUUACCCGGAAGCGGAAGUAGUUGUGUUUCCAUGGCGGUGGCUGUGGUAGCUGAAGCUCCCGUGCUAUGGCGGCGGCUGCUAGAUUAUUUGCCCCGAGGGAAACCUGCCUUGGCCGCUCUGCUCGGCCGGCUCUCGGACCGCCUGACUCGGGGCCGCGAACGCCGCGCAGGCAGGUCAUCAUGGCUGCUGUUGGCCCCCCUGCUCUCUUCUGCUGUUCCUCAGCUAACAGUCCCGCCUUGUUGCCUCUGUCCUGAGGGAUCCCAUAGGUUUCAGUGGAUCAGAAACCUUGUCCCAGAGUUUGGCAUUGCCAGUUCCCAUGUCAAGGUGCUUUCCUCUCCAACUGAAUUCUACGAACUUAUGAAGGGACAGAUAAAGAUGGCUAAGCAGCGAGUAGUUUUGGCUUCACUCUACCUUGGGAUAGGACCCCUGGAACAGGAAUUAGUGGAUUGCAUUGAAAUGGCUUUGGAAAGGUCCUUGCAGGGAAGUGGGCCUUCCAACCUAAGAGUGUCUAUUCUCUUAGAUUUCACAAGGGGAUCUCGGGGCCGAAAGAACUCUCGGACCAUGCUUCUUCCACUCCUGAGGAGGUUUCCAGAGCAGGUCCGUGUGUCUCUCUUCCACACUCCUAAUCUGCGUGGUCUUCUUAGACUCCUAAUCCCAGAGCGUUUCAAUGAGACCAUUGGGUUGCAGCAUAUCAAGGUCUAUCUCUUUGAUGAUAAUGUGAUCUUGAGUGGAGCUAACUUGAGUGACUCCUACUUCACCAAUCGUCAAGAUCGCUAUGUGUUCCUACAAGAAUCACCUGAGAUUGCAGAUUUCUUUACUGAGCUGGUAGAUGCUGUUGGGGAUGUAUCCUUGCAGUUACAGCAAGAUGAUACAGUCCAAGUGAUGGAAGGCAUGGUGCAUCCAUAUCGAGGAGACAAGAUGGCCUAUUGUGAAGCAGCAAAUAGGAGAGUGAUGGAAGUGAUCAACUCUGCAAGGAUCAGACAGGAGCUGCUCCACACUCAGACUUUCCAUAGCAACCAUGCAGAAGGAGAAAUCCCAUUGUCCAAAGCUCCAAAGGCAGCUGGUGACAGGCAGCCUAAACCAGACACAUGGAUUUAUCCACUAAUACAGAUGAAACCUUUUGGGAUUCAGAUAGAUGAGAUUGUCACAGAGACUCUUUUGAUGGAAGCAGAGUGGGGUGCCAGCGUAUAUCUCACCACAGGCUACUUCAACCUCACACAAGCCUAUAUGGACCUGAUUCUAGGCACCAGGGCAAAGUACCAGAUCCUCCUAGCCUCACCAGAGGUGAAUGGGUUCUUUGGGGCCAAGGGAGUGGCAGGUGCCAUCCCUGCAGCCUAUGUAUACAUUGAGCGGCAAUUCUUCAGCCAAGUGUGCUGUCUGGGUCAGCAAGAGAGAAUUCAACUGCAGGAGUACUCUAGGAGUGCAUGGACAUUCCAUGCCAAAGGCCUGUGGUUGUACCUGGCAGGAAGCAGUCUACCCUGCUUAACUCUGAUUGGCUCUCCUAAUUUUGGGUACAGAUCUGUUCAUCGGGACCUUGAAGCACAGGUUGCAAUAGUGACAGAAAACAAAGCCCUGCAACAGCAGUUCCAUCAGGAGCAGGAGCAGCUUUACUUGCGGUCUAACACAGUGUCUGCCUUGACCUUUGAUCAGCCAAGUCGCUAUGUCAAGCUGUGGGUGAAGAUGGUGACACCACUGAUUAAGAACUUCUUCUGAAAAAAGAGAGGCUGGACCUUUUGGGGGAAUGGCUUUAAUGAAGAUGACUGGCAUCGAGGGUGUCAGCUCCUUCAGGCGUGCAUCACUGAUGACACCGGUCUGAACAUCCCAGCGUGCACCUGCAGCAGGACAGAAUUCUCAAAAGAUGCUGCAGCCUAGAGGGUGCUUUGUUUGCGGCAAGUGUUAAGAAAGGGAACCUCGCAUGACCAACCUUCUGUCUUUAGCAGCAUGGCUAAAGGCUAGAGCCCUGGCUUGAAUGUCAUCUCAAUUUACUUAAGUGGUUUGCAGCAUUAAUAAGAUCCAAACAGCUGGAUUCAUACCUCUGCCCUGAACCUAUUGCUCUAGAAAUCUAUAGAUUCUUCCUUCCACCAGAUCCUUUAUUCAGCCUUGUAAGUCAUGUAAACCCCAAUCUACAGUUAGUUGAGCAAUAAGGGUUAGGCUUCUUCAGCGCCCUUUAAUAACUACUAGUAGUGGGUGGGUGGACAUUUGUCUUAGCUACUACAUUCCCAGCCUUAGCCAUACUUAGAAACAAGGAGUAUUCUAAUACAGUCAAUUAAGCAUUUUGUCUGCUCUUAAAAAUUACACUCGAAGGACAGUAAAAUGGGCACGUGCUGCCCCCUGCUGACAUACUAAAGUGAUAUGAAAUAAUAAAAACAGCUAUUGCAAAGUGUUUUUUGUUCCUUUCGUG
This is a messenger RNA of Rhineura floridana, 2427 nucleotides long. It is a transcript of the gene PGS1, whose product is annotated as phosphatidylglycerophosphate synthase 1. Gene Ontology annotation, molecular function: CDP-diacylglycerol-glycerol-3-phosphate 3-phosphatidyltransferase activity. Gene Ontology annotation, cellular component: mitochondrion. The coding region runs from base 57 to 1739 and encodes 560 amino acids. The transcript is spliced from 10 exons. The record is from RefSeq and is a predicted model, not a curated record. Gene Ontology annotation, biological process: cardiolipin biosynthetic process. NCBI's taxonomy places the organism in Eukaryota, Metazoa, Chordata, Lepidosauria, Squamata, Rhineuridae.